Xiphias gladius (swordfish) is the source of this 900-nucleotide messenger RNA. It is a transcript of the gene clrn1, whose product is annotated as clarin 1. Gene Ontology annotation, biological process: equilibrioception; sensory perception of sound. Bases 1 to 699 code for a protein of 232 amino acids. The transcript is spliced from 3 exons. The record is from RefSeq and is a predicted model, not a curated record. NCBI's taxonomy places the organism in Eukaryota, Metazoa, Chordata, Actinopteri, Istiophoriformes, Xiphiidae.
AUGCCGACCCGACAGAAGCAGCUCGUCUUCUCCGUCUCCGGGCUCUUCAGCUUCUCCUGCGCCCUUACGGCCGCGGUGGCCACCGGUCUGCCGUUCUGGCUCAGCGGGACCGUGCUGUGCCGGACCGGGGCCGAGCUGGUCAAUGCCACCGGACCCGAGCUGGACAAGUUCCUGGGAGACCUGAGCUACGGGCUUUUCCACGGACAGCGAGUGAAGCAGUGCGGGCUGGGAGGGAGAGCGUCCAGGUUCUCAUUCUUCCCAGACCUGCUGAGUGCCAUCCCGGCAGGCCUCCAUGUGACCAUCAUCUUCUUCUGUGGUGUUGUGAUCGUCUUCUCCUCUGUGGCCACCGGCUGCUUCUUCUUCAACGCCUUCGGCAGGCCCUACGAGACGCUGCAAGGCCCCAUGGGACUUUACCUGUGGACCUUCAUCUGCUGUCUGUGCGGCGGUCUGGUGAUGAUACUGUUUGCGUCGGAGGUGAAGCUCCAUCGCCUGUCCGACCGGAUCGCCAAUUUUAACGAGGUCAGCUUCGCCUUUCAGACGUACAGCGAGCGCUACGACCGAUCCUUCUGGCUCUUCUUCCUCGUCUUCCUCCUCCACGGACUCAACAUCCUGCUGAUCCGACUGGCGGGAGUCCAGUUUCCCUUCCGGGAAACCAAAGAGUCAGAACUGAGCGGGGGGGCGGCUGACCUCAUGUACUGAGGGAACCUGAAGAGUCUGUGAGACCGGCGCGAGUCUGACGCCCACGAAUCGACAGUCAGUCUUAAACACGGCGGCAUCGGAACAUUCAUCAUUUCCUGUCUGAGAAAGACACAGAAGCUGGACCUGAACCAGUCUGUCGUUAAACAUGUAGUGAGAGGAAACAUUAAUACGUUUGAAUCAAUUAAACCUUUAGUCUGUAAA